AUUGUUUUCAUUUUAGUUUUGGCUUUCGUAAUUAUUUAUUUACAAUGUAUUUGUGCUCACUAUGCUUUCAUUACUGAGCACAGUCGGACAUAUCUUCGAUGUGGUGCUAAUACGGCCUAUUACGGCCGUAAUCGAGACUCUCGUGGCGGUCGUGUACUACUUCCUGGCUGCAAGCUGGUUCGUAGGCUACUGUCUCGUUGAAGCCGGCGCGCACAUCUGGAAGGUCCUAUGCGAUGGUUACCAAAUAGCUACUAUUAUAUAUAAGGAGUGCACUCUCUUCUACUGCGAGCUUCGUCACAUGCUCGGCGAGGUGUCCGACUACAUAUACUAUGGCACCGGCGAUGGGCUUAGUCUGGCACGCUAUUUGGCAGAGGAAGUCAUCUUAUUUCUGGGCAACGUGCUCAUUGGACUUGGCAAUUGUACACUGUGGAUUCUACUACUGCUGCCGCGUGCCAUCAUUUGUAUUGUAGACUAUAUAAUAUUGCUACUCGAUAAGCUAGUUAGUUAUAUUGUAGAGCGUGGCACACAUCUGCUUAACAACGUCUUCCGACUGUCAAUUGGCAUCGCUGUUCUCCUGGUACUGUACAUGUUUCGCAGAUAUGUGUAUCUCCUUGCCGUCUAUCUGCUGAGAAGCCUGCGUACUGAGGUCUCAACCAAAGUGCGCUGGGUCUUGGAGUGGGCCUCUAAUUGGACUGAUCGACAUCUAUCCUGGGUGUUGCAAAAACUGGAGGUUGCCGAACCAUCUGGAAAUGCGUCGGGCAGCCGAACACAUUGUGUGGUCUGCCUGGAACGUAACAGGAACAUUGUUGUACUGCCCUGCCGGCAUUUUUGCCUGUGCAAGGAGUGCUCACAGCAGCUUCGGCGCUUUGAAGGGGGCAACCGUUGUCCCCUCUGCCGGCAUAACGUUGACACAUUGAUGCCUGUCUUUGACUGAAUUACCAUUUUUACUGUAUGUGUAUAUAUUAUAAUUAUUUUUAUAUUUUAUGUAAGUCAAUUUAAGCUCAAAAACGUUUUGUAAUAAAAUAAAGUAUAUGA
Messenger RNA from Drosophila novamexicana, 1035 nucleotides. RefSeq lists its product as uncharacterized. The transcript has a single exon. Gene Ontology annotation, biological process: protein ubiquitination. Lineage: Eukaryota; Metazoa; Arthropoda; Insecta; Diptera; Drosophilidae. Gene Ontology annotation, cellular component: cytoplasm. Bases 62 to 934 code for a protein of 290 amino acids. The record is from RefSeq and is a predicted model, not a curated record. Gene Ontology annotation, molecular function: ubiquitin protein ligase activity.